UACCUACUACCGGCUAACAAUCUAAAAUACUAGGUUCAAAAAAUAAAUUCCCAAAGUCAAGUCGUGUGGGCUGUGCAAAAGUAUUCUUAUAAGUGAACCCACCAAUAGUGCUCUGUAUUUCACAUCAUCUUCCCUGUUGUUGUUGUUGUUGGUUUCUUCCAAUCUCUAAAAUGAAUCCUAACACUUCUCCACCUGAGGGGAAAUGGACCACCGGUAUAUGUGGUUGUUUUGGUGAUGUGACCAACUGCUGUGUUACCUUAUGGUGUCCCUGCAUUACCUUUGGCCGCAAUGCUGAGAUACUUGACAAGAAACCAAGUUCUUGUUUUACCGCGGCCCGAAACUGUUUCAUGCUUGUCUAUGCUUUUGGAAUUGGCGCAUGUUUAUACACAUGCACAUACCGAGCCAAACUGAGAGCCCUCUAUUCCUUGCCACCAAAGCCGUGCGGGGAUUGCUGUGUCCAUCACUUCUGCUUUUUUUGCGCUCUUUGUCAAGAGUACCGCGAGCUCAAAAACCGUGGAUUAGACCCUGAAGGAGGUUGGGUAGCAGCCGAGGCUAAUGCUAAGAAAUUGAAGGGCAGAACCACAGCACCUCCAGUUCCUUCACCAGGCAUGACUCGUUAGGGCUUGCUUUCAUGGCUGUUCUUCAUUCGUACUAAUGUUUAGUUUGUAAUUUGUUCCUUUGAUGAUACCUCAAGACCUAGUGCAUUUUCUUGUUUUUCUCAAUUUCUUUAGGUUUAAAACAUCUGUGUGUUGUACCCGAAA
Molecule: messenger RNA, 761 nt
Organism: Quercus lobata
Lineage: Eukaryota; Viridiplantae; Streptophyta; Magnoliopsida; Fagales; Fagaceae
Product: cell number regulator 4-like
Exons: 4
Coding region: 171-620 (149 amino acids)
Source: RefSeq, a predicted model, not a curated record